Messenger RNA from Pelmatolapia mariae (spotted tilapia), 2759 nucleotides. RefSeq lists its product as uncharacterized. Lineage: Eukaryota; Metazoa; Chordata; Actinopteri; Cichliformes; Cichlidae. Bases 556 to 2007 code for a protein of 483 amino acids. The record is from RefSeq and is a predicted model, not a curated record. The transcript is spliced from 2 exons.
CUAGGAAUCAAUCAAACACACCAUUAGACAAAAUAAAACACCAAAACUGAUAUCUCCAGGUCUUAAUAAAAGCAAUUAUGAAUUGUCAUAUUGAUGAAUUUUAAUGCAUAGGAACAUGAUUAAGUUCUUCUGUGGUGGAAAGCUGGAUUUAAGUGUGGUGGUUGUUUGCUUUUCUCCUCUAAUGGCCUGUGACUGUGUAGCUAAUCACUGCUGUGCUCUCUGAUCAGUUGUUUGGUGACGUGAUGUGGAUAAUGUGGUGGUGGUAAUUAUGAUGGCCAGGAAAAUUAUGUUGGCUUUGAUGAUUAGAGUGAUGAUCAGCAGCUUCCUUUCUUGCUUUGGUUUGUGGUCCGGAAAUUAAAUAUGUUUGACUCUUGCAAAUCUUUCAGCACAUACCUCAAGAAGGUCAAGUUUUUUCCUUGCUCAAUAUAAUCUACUUGAAUCCACUCGAGCUUGGUGAUUAUCAUCUGCUUUGGGACUCCUUCUCUGUGUCUGAAUUCUUUCUGCGCCUCAACAGCGCACUCUGGUGGUUGUUCUUUCCUCUGUCCUCUUUAAAGAAUGAAGGCUUUGCUUCAUCUCCAGGGUGCCUCAUCUGCUACAAAUACAGCCUUGUCGACAGUUGAAGACUCGACCAUUGAUGCCUCGUCUGGCUUCACAAACACUCAAAAGGGAAUUAUCAUCGACCCUGCAGUUGCAACAGUCUCUGAAUGUGCAUUCUCUGCUGAAGGAGAUUUAUCCAGUGUAAUCCCUCCAUCACAGACACCCUUCAUCAAAGACCCUGCCAUCUUCCAUCUUUUUCCUGCCCUCCAUGAAAACAGGAAAAGUGGUGUUAUCGUUCAUCAUAAUGACCAGUCCUCUGAAGAGCCCACUUUUGUUCCUUUACAGACUGAUGUAGAAAACCCUCAAUUCUCUACCACGUCUUCACAGGAUCAAUUAUUUGCCACUUAUUCCCUUCUUAAUUCUGGUUGGAGUACCAUAAACCCGUCAAAAACAAACACUGCUGAUGGAGAAAAAAACAAGUCUCCUCAUUCUCAAAGUGAUAGCAAGAUACGAGAAAUGGAAGCCAGGGCGGAUAAACAAAUUGAUAACUACAAUGUCAGUGCAAUAACAUUUUUCUUUAAUUCCAAAAGUCUGGAUUUGUCAGAAAGUUCAGCAGAAGACAGUGGAUCAGGCUCUGGCCUUGGCAGCAGUGGCUCCAAUGAGGAAAUCAAUGAAGCUGCUGCAGUUAAAACUGAAUUUUCAGUGUUUGACAUUUCAACUAUUAGCUUCAAGGACAAAAGUAGAUCACCAGUAACUAAGAUGGUCACUGAUAAUGAUAGAUCAGUGAUCAAUGAAAGAGAUGGAACAAAAAGCAAAAACUAUGAGAAUGAAAAAGAGGCAAAGAAUGAGAUACGGGAGAAUGAAAGUGAGCUAAACAGAAAGGAAGGAGAAAAUAUAAGAGAAAGGGGAGUAAGAAAUGAGAGUUUAAGAAAUAUUGAGGAGAUGCUGAAAGAAAAAAAGAUAGUGGUACGUGUAUUAGGAACGACAAUAUAUGGUGAUAGCGGAAGCGGAGCUGAGGAUGUCAGUGGCUCUGGAGAGCACGAUGGGCUUGACCUUAGAGAAAAUCUAAAGGUACUUAAUAACAGUAACAAGGGUUUUGGAACUGUAGGUGACAAUAAUGCCAAAGGUCUCAAAGGCAAUUUUUCAAAAAGUGAAAAAGCAGAGUCCGUACUAUUUGAAGAACAAGGCCAUGGUGACAGCAUUGAUAAACACAAUCAAAAUAAGAGCCUUACCAGUCCAUUUUUAGGGGUUGAAUCUACUUUUGAGAAUAAAGAAUACAUAAAGGGAGGUACUAAAGAAAACAAAGAAGGUAUAGCUGAAGACAGUGUGCAGGAGUUCUCCAGUGUAGAUGGGUUAUUGUUUGAUGGUGCAAGAAACCCUGAGUUGGGACCUCUUGUUCCUCUGGUCAGACUGACGGACACCAACAAGGCAACGGAGGAGCAACUGGAAGGUAAAUACUGUAGUAUUUGACACAGCCCUGGCUGUUUGUUAUGGAAUGUGACAUGCAUACAAGUCCAAUUUCAGCUAACUAGGUUUGAGGUCUCCAAAAGUUGAUUCUGUUCAUCUGGAUGUAGUGUUUUCAGGGGGAGAAACGUUUCGUCACUCAUCCAAGUGACUUCUUCAGUCUCAGCUGACUGCAGGUUUCCCCAAUCUUAUAAACAGUACAUUUGCAUAAUGACUGAAACCAGCCCACUGAAGGAACAAUGGGCUGGGAGGUCAGCCCAUUGUUUGAGGUUUGAGGUGGUGCACUUUUCUUGAUUAUUGACUCUGAUCAAGGUUAAAUUAAGUAGAAUACAGAAGCAAUAUUACUGGUGGAGACACGGACAGUUAAAUCUGGAUCAACUGACUAUGCGUUAUGUGGUAAGAUUGCAGACAGCACAUUACAAUGUUUGACAACUGGUUCUGGCUUGGUCUGAAUCUUUAGCUGAUGAAGAUCCAGAGCUUUUUCUCAGGAGUUCGAGGAGAACAUUGCACUUCUCUGUGGCAAGACAGGAAAUCUGAUAGUAUAUUCAGCACUCUUAAUACAUCCAUGGUAGGAAACAGUUUGCAAACAUAUUAGAUAUGUCAUCUUAGAAGAUGAUAACAGACUUCUGAUGGUAGGAAAAGCACUGGUGAUUUGAGACAAGUUUUGUUAACAGCUCCUCUUAAAUGGAAUAUAGUCAAUCCCACCUUUAUAAGUAUGAUUACUUAUGUCCAAAAGUGGGCAUUAGAUCCACACUUAA